AUGAUGGCUUUUCAUCCAAUUGACAGCUCUAUUGCAACUGAUUUCCCCUCCCUAAACUUGGGACUCAGUGCUGCUGGGGCCCAGGAUCUUUACGUCUGUCUGACGAACGGUACUAUUGCACUUCAUGACCAUGACAAAGAGACCCCAGUAGCUCAAAUUCCCCUGAAAACCGACACUCAAGUAUGGCCUGACGGAUUGGAAGGCUUGGAUCUCCUAACUUCAAACGAGACUCUGCUUUGUCCAGACGUCUCUGGCAUGCAAUCCUAUACGCUGCAUAAAAGCCCUCACAUCAUUUAUAUCCCGAAUUUCGUUUCACCAGACGAGACAGCGCACCUUAUUGACGUAACAAAAGACAGUUUCUACCCCUCAGUCGUCUACCGGGAGGGUGUUAGUGAGCCCGACAACGAUUUCCGAAAGUCAGAAAAUGCAUGGCCACUUCGUGAUAAUACCAUAAAAUGUGUUGAGCAAAGGGCUCUACGAUUCCAGACCUGGCAGUCCAAUUUGAAACUGGAACAGCUUUCGCUGCAGCGAUACUUCGAAGGCGGUUUCUUCACUUAUCACCACGACUAUUUCAGUUCACCGCCGAAACGACUGAACCGGUAUUCAACUUUCAAUGUGUUCUUACAUGGCAACUGCACUGGUGGAGGAACCCAUUUUCCACGUAUUCCUCGGCCUACUGAUCCAAUGUGGUGUAAGUACAUUGAUUGUGAGUCAUCCGAGGAUGGUGUUAUUUUCAAGCCUAUCGCGGGUAGUGCAGUUUUUUGGAUUAAUAUGCGCAAUAAUGGGUCUGGAUUUGAGGAGACGUGGCAUGCUGGUAUGCCUGUUACGUCUGGAACAAAAAUUGGUAUGAAUAUUUGGAGCUGGAAGUAG
Molecule: messenger RNA, 870 nt
Organism: Penicillium nucicola
Lineage: Eukaryota; Fungi; Ascomycota; Eurotiomycetes; Eurotiales; Aspergillaceae
Product: Prolyl 4-hydroxylase alpha subunit
Exons: 2
Coding region: 1-870 (289 amino acids)
Biological process (GO): peptidyl-proline hydroxylation to 4-hydroxy-L-proline
Cellular component (GO): endoplasmic reticulum
Molecular function (GO): procollagen-proline 4-dioxygenase activity; L-ascorbic acid binding; iron ion binding
Source: RefSeq, a predicted model, not a curated record